CGUCUGCGUUGGACUUUGGACGGAGCUCCGCUUCGAAAACCCAAAUCGAGAUCACUGUCCCUUCCGUUCCCAUUUCAGAAUUUUACUCCACAAUCCGAAAGUCUGCAGUUUUCAUUUUUCCCUUCCAUCUUUUUGUCCAAGAUCACAACUUCCCCUUGCAGCAAUCGAGCUUUACUCUAUGGAAUGGAAUCGAUUUCAUUCAUUUCUCAGAUCUCUCGUCUUUCGCCAAUUACCAGCCCUACAAUCAUGAAUUUCUAGCACAAAUUCCCAUUGCAGACAUUAGAGUGAGCAGCUUCGUUUGUAUCAAUGGCGGGUUCCUCUCUCAUGGAAACUCUCUUCCAGCGAACUCUGGAUGACCUUAUCAAAGGCCUCCGCCUCCAACUCAUAGGAGAGUCUGCUUCCAUUUCGAAGGCCAUGGACGAGAUUCGGCGCGAGAUCAAAUCUACCGACCCUCAAACUAAGUCCACGGCUCUCCAAAAGCUCUCUUACCUCAACUCCCUCCACGGCGUCGAUAUGAACUGGGCUGCUUUCCAUGUCGUUGAGGUUAUGUCAUCUUCUCGCUUCAUCCAAAAGAAGAUCGGCUACCUCGCUGCCUCCCAAUCGUUUCAUGAAGCCACCCCUGUUCUCCUCCUCAUCACCAACCAGCUCCGAAAAGAUUUAACUAGCACCAAUGAAUUCGAGGUCAGUCUUGCUCUUGAUUGUUUGUCGAGAAUUGCAACUGUUGAUCUUGCUAGAGACUUAACCCCUGAGAUUUUUACAUUGCUGUCGAGUAGUAAGGUCUCUGUUAGAAAGAAGGCAAUUGGUGUGGUUUUGAGGGUUUUUGGGAAAUUCCCAGAUGCUGUUAGGGUGUGUUUUAAGCGUUUGGUUGAGAAUUUAGAUAGUUCGGAUCCUCGAAUUUUGUCAGCAGUUGUUGGGGUCUUUAGCGAGCUUGCUUCCCAGGACCCUAGAUCUUAUCUUCCAUUGGCACCCGAAUUUUAUAGGAUUUUGGUCGAUAGCAAGAACAAUUGGGUGCUAAUUAAGGUGCUGAAGAUAUUUUCAAAGUUGGCUCUACUAGAGCCAAGAUUGGCUAGGAAAGUUGUUGAACCUAUAACUGAGCAUAUGAGAAGAACGGGGGCGAAGUCAUUGUUGUUUGAGUGCAUUAGGACUGUGGUUACUAGCUUGCCUGACUUUGAAUCGGCAGUUAAACUUGCGGUUGAGAGAACUCGAGAGUUUUUGGUUGAUGAUGAUCCAAAUUUGAAGUAUCUUGGAUUGCAUGCUCUUUCAAUCCUUGUGCCAAAACACUCGUGGGCCAUUUUGGAGAACAAAGAGAUCGUAAUCAAGUCUUUGAGUGAUGUGGAUCCAAAUGUUAAACUUGAGUCCUUGCGGCUUGUGAUGGCUAUGGUUUCUGAGAGUAAUGUAGCUGAAAUCUGCAAAGUUUUGGUGAAUCUUGCUCUUAAAUCUGAUCCUGAGUUCUGUAAUGAAAUUCUGGGAUCCAUCUUGGCCACAUGUGGGGAAAAUGUAUAUGAAAUUAUCAUCGAUUUUGAUUGGUAUGUGUCACUUCUUGGUGAAAUGUCGAGGAUCCCGCAUUGCCGAAAGGGGGAGGAAAUUGAAAAUCAGCUUAUAGAUAUUGGUAUGAGGGUCAAGGAUGCAAGGCCUACUCUUGUCAUGGUCAGCCGCGAUCUGCUUAUUGAUCCGGCAUUGCUUGGUAAUCCUUUCAUGCAUAGGAUACUAUCGGCUGCUGCUUGGGUGUCAGGGGAAUACGUGCAAUUUUCGGGCAAGCCAUUUGAACUCCUAGAGGCACUGUUACAGCCUCGCAGUAAUCUCUUGCCACCAUCUGUUAGAGCAGUCUAUGUUCAGUCAGCGUUUAAGGUGUCAAUCUUUUGUUUGAAUUCUUACAUUCAAGAGCAAAACAUUGACUCCUCUCCAUAUGCUGAUAAUUUGGUAGAGAGUAGUUCAGAAUCUCUUUCUGCAAGGGAAUGCCAAGAGGCUUCUGCUUUAGCACCAUACGAUACUUCUGAUAUUCGUGAACAGGUUGAGGAGUUCAACCCAAGGGGGUCUAAUCAACCACUGAAAGUUACUUUCUCUGAAAUUGAUAAGGAGACCCUGUCCCGUGUCGAGACAUGUACAUCUGCAUCGUUAGAGGAUAAUAGUUCACCUCUUGGAUCGAUUGUCGAAUUGUUCAAUUUUGUUCAAUUUUCUUUGGGCCCUUUAACGUGGAGCCAGGAUGUUGAAUUACUUGAGAGAUCUAGAAACUUGCUCAGUUUGAUUGAGUUAAUUAGGCAACAGAUUCCUGAUGGUCUAAAUCAAAAAUAUGGAAGUUCAGAAAUGAAACUUGCUGAAAUCUCCAAAAUAACUGAACUGAUUCUUGAUGCCUUCUCUGACGACUUUGGUCCGAUCUCAAUAAAUGCUCAAGAAAGGGUUCCAAUACCUGAAGGAUUGGUACUCAAGGAGAAUCUUGAUGACUUGGAAACGAUAUGCAGUGAUAUUCAGCUACCAGAAGGCUCCUUUUCUUUUGGAAGUUCUCUCCAUGAGGAAAAGGUUGAUUCAUCUAUAUUUUCUCAACAGAGCCAGCAGGAAUCUGAAUCAUCAAAUGCAACCACAUCUCUUCUCUCCGAGCACCGGAAGCGACAUGGACUGUAUUAUCUUCCAUCAGAUAAGACUGAUGAUGUCUCCAAUGAUUAUCCACCGGCAAACGAACUCAAGUUAGACGAUAAUCUGGAUGAUGAUGCUGCCCAUCUUGUCAAGCUUGCAGAACGGUCACUGGCAUUAAAGAAAAAGUCUAAUUCAGCUAAGCCUAGGCCUGUGGUGGUGAGGUUGGAUGAAGGAGAUGAAUUGCCCAUUACGAGGAAGAAGCCCCAGUCGAAGGAUGAUUUGCUUUCUGAUGCAGUACGUGACGUUCUUGUAGGCAGCAAUGCGAGGCCUACUUCCUCACAAACAAACCAAUCUUCCAAGCCCUCUAGCAGGAGAAAAGGAAAGGAGAAACAAAAUGCUGAUGAUCCUUCUGAGUCAAAAGAAAAUCUGGGUGAUCUUGAAGAGCAAUUCAAUAAGAUAGAUACAAGUUCAAGAAGAACACAUCGACAUCAUGCAAAAGAUGGCAAACAAUCAAGUCUAGAAAAGAGUAGUGAGAAAAAGGAUCAAGUUCAUAAGAAAGGCAAGCGAACGAGUAGUCAGCGGCACGGUAGGCAUAAAGCUAAACAAAGUGGGGAUGCUCCAUUACCUGUGGCUUCACAGACGGUUAUACCCGAUUUCCUUCUAUAGCUCUAAAAACCCGAAUCAGAUUCUCCGCAUAAAGUCCCGGCAUCAAUGACUGGUUUGAUUUCCCAAUUCUGAAGUGCCAUGGUUAGUUCUGCUGUAAAAAUUUGUUGAUUUUUUGGUCAAUGUCUGGGGUGCUUUUAGAUUCAUUUUGUUACAGAAUGGAGGUCCAUUUCAGAAACAGAGUUUCAAAUUUGAGAUCAUCUGGUUUCUGGUAUUAAUAUGAAACAUUUUUGUUAAUUUGUGUAUAUAUUAUGGAGUGGUGGUUUCAAAUUUAA
This is a messenger RNA of Momordica charantia (bitter melon), 3509 nucleotides long. It is a transcript of the gene DELTA-ADR, whose product is annotated as delta-adaptin. NCBI's taxonomy places the organism in Eukaryota, Viridiplantae, Streptophyta, Magnoliopsida, Cucurbitales, Cucurbitaceae. The record is from RefSeq and is a predicted model, not a curated record. Gene Ontology annotation, biological process: protein targeting to vacuole; Golgi to vacuole transport. Gene Ontology annotation, cellular component: AP-3 adaptor complex; endosome membrane; membrane coat.